AUGGAAAAAUUGAAAAGUCUUUUACAUGAAUAUCCUAAAUCAACUAAUAUUUUUAUGGGUUAUGGUACAGCUGGUUUUCGUGCUCGAGCUGAUAUACUUCCAUGGAUAAUGAUUCGAAUUGGUAUUCUAGCUACACUUCGAUCUAAAGUAAAACGAGCUUGUGUGGGUGUAAUGAUAACAGCUUCACAUAAUCCUGAAUGUGAUAAUGGUGUUAAAUUAAUUGAUCCACAUGGUGAAAUGCUUGAUCAAACAUGGGAAGUUUAUGCAAAUACUUUAUGUACACUUGAUGAUGAUAUUAAUAUCAUAUGGGAUUAUGUAGAAACAUUAAUGAUUCAACUUAAUAUUCAGCCAAAUGAUGAAGCAAUUAUUGGUAUUGCAUAUGAUAUUCGACAAAGUAGUCCAUUAUUAGCAAGUAUCGUCAAACGAGCUGCACAAGCUUUAUCUACAACUAUAAUGGAUUUUGAACUCAUGACAACACCACAACUUCAUUAUGCUAUUCGUUGUUAUAAUGAUGAUGAUCUCAAUGGAAAAUAUACUGAAGCUGAUUAUUUCGAUAAGUUAUGUACAGCAUUUCAAAAUCUAAUUUUUAUGACAUCUAGUAAUAAAUCUUUUGAAUCACUCGCUAUUGAUGCUGCAAAUGGUAUUGGUGCUAUAAAAUUAACUCAUGUACGUCGAAUAUUAGCAAAUUUUAUUCGAAUUGAUAUUUAUAAUGAUGGUACAAAGGGUCUUUUAAAUGAUAAAUGUGGUGCUGAUUAUGUUAAAAUAUAUCAAAAAGCUCCUGAUGGGUUACCAUUAAAAAAUUAUUCAAAAUGUUGUUCAAUUGAUGGUGAUGCUGAUCGUUUAAUUUAUUUUUUUAUUGAUGAAAAUAAUCAAUUUCGAAUACUUGAUGGUGAUCGUUUUUCUGUUUUAUUUGCAUUAUUUCUUUCACUUAAAUUACAAGAAGCUAAAUUAUUUGAUGAUGUUAAAAUUGGUGUUGUACAAACAGCUUAUGCUAAUGGUCGUUCAACAGAUUAUAUUAUUAAUACAAUGAAAGUUUCCGUAGCAUGUGUACCAACUGGUGUUAAACAUUUACAUCAUAAAGCACUUGAUUAUGAUAUUGGUAUUUACUUUGAAGCAAAUGGACAUGGAACAGUACUUUUUAGUGAUGAUUUAAAAAGUAAAGUAAAAGCAGCAAGUGAAGAUCCAAAACGCACAGAGAAAGAACGGUUAGCAGCAAAUCAAAUUCGUACAUUUAUUAAUUUAAUUAAUGAAACUGUUGGUGAUGCUAUAGCUGAUAUACUUGCAACAGAAGUUAUUCUUUUUUUAUUGAAUUUAAAUCUUGAAAAAUGGUUAAAUUUUUAUGAUGAUUUACCACAACGACAAUUAAAAGUAGCUGUUAAAGAUCGAACUAUGAUACAAACAAUAGAUGCUGAACGUCGUUGUAUUGCUCCUGCACAUUUACAAGAUCGUAUAGAUGAACUGGUUUCAAAAUAUCCAUCAGGUCGUGCAUUUGUUCGACCAUCGAGUACAGAAGAUAUUGUACGUGUUUAUGCUGAAGCAAUAACACAAAUAGAAGCUGAUAAAUUAGCUAUUGAAAUACAAAAAGUAGUAGAAGAAUUGAUCAAUUGA
This is a messenger RNA of Rotaria sordida, 1608 nucleotides long. Lineage: Eukaryota; Metazoa; Rotifera; Eurotatoria; Philodinida; Philodinidae. The record is from the annotation of a GenBank genome assembly.